AUGGUAGUUCUCUCCAGCAGUGUCCAGGUGUGCCCCGCGGUGUCCCUGGCAGAGCUGCAGGAGAGCUUGAAGCAGUACACAGAAGAAUGCGACCGCAACAACAGUCGGAAUCCUCUCAGCACCGGUUUGGUUUGUAACAGGACUUUUGAUGGUUACUCUUGUUGGCCUGAUGGUCUUCCCAACACAACGGUCAGUGUUUCCUGUCCCUGGUAUCUGCCCUGGUUUGACAAAGUUCAGAAUGGCCUGAUUUACAAGGAGUGUGAUGGAAACGGUCAGUGGGUCAUCAACAAGAACACCAGCGAGUGCGACUCCAACGACUUUAGCCAGCACUACUACUACUACAUUCGGAUUAUGUACACCGUGGGUUAUUCCCUAUCGUUUGUGGCUUUAGUAUUGGCGCUUAGCAUCCUCAUAUUUUUCAGAAAACUCCAUUGUAUGAGGAACAACAUCCACAUGAACCUGUUUGCCUCGUUCAUCCUGAGAGCCCUGUCCAUUCUCAUCAAAGAUGCUCUGGUGGACGCCAACAUCAUGUCACAAGGCCUCAACAGCGAUCAGGACCCCAGCUUCCCGCAGGCGUCUAUACCCCCCAUGGAGAUGCUCGUCAACAAUGAGACCACAAUUGGCUGUCGCAUCGCAGUUGUUAUGAUGCAGUACAGUAUUAUGGCGAACAGCUACUGGCUCCUAGUUGAAGGCAUCUACCUCCACAACCUGCUGGUCAUCACUGUCUUUACCGAGCGAAACUACUUCAAAAUUUACCUGUGCAUUGGCUGGGGGACGCCACUCAUUUUUCUUGUGCCAUGGGUCACAGUGAAAUACCUUUAUGAAAAUCAAGAAUGUUGGGGACAAAAUAUAGACAUGAAUUUCUGGUGGAUUAUCCGUUCCCCAAUCCUUCUGGCUGUUGUGAUAAACUUCCUGAUAUUUAUUCACAUAAUUAAAAUCCUUGUUUCAAAACUAAGAGCGCACCAGAUGAGAUAUUCGGAUUACAAAUUCAGAUUGGCAAAGUCAACGCUUACUCUGAUCCCUCUGCUGGGAAUCCAUCAGAUCUUUUUCAUAUUUGUCACAGAUGAGACGACGUCCAGCACCAUCACCCUUCGGCUCACCAAGCUCUUUGUUGACCUGUUCUUCUCAUCUUUUCAGGGUCUUUUAGUGGCCAUUUUGUACUGCUUCGUUAACAAAGAGGUUCAGUCAGAGAUCUUGAAGAAAUGGAAACGCUGGAAAUUGGGCCGCAACAUUGAGGAGGAAUACCGACACACAUACAGCAACAUGCCCAACACAAAGAGCGGCAGCCUUUUGCACCAUGUGGCCCCGUUGCCUGAGACCACCACCACCCUUUGCAGCCCAGAGGCGAGACACAUGCUGGUGUCCGCUACCCCAAACGGUCUGGACAAUAUCAAGGACCCUUGCGCUUACCCCCUCCAAGAACGGGCCACGGAUGGGGAAAUCUGCGAGGACUGA
Messenger RNA from Knipowitschia caucasica, 1455 nucleotides. Lineage: Eukaryota; Metazoa; Chordata; Actinopteri; Gobiiformes; Gobiidae. The record is from the annotation of a GenBank genome assembly.